CCUGUGUCAUACCUCCUCACAGUCACAGCUCGAUUUGAAAGGCCGGGGAGGCCAGUGUAAGAAAUCGCUGCCUGCUGUCAUCGAUUCUAGCUGUUGUCAGGUCCACUAAAGCUUCUCUUAACUAAGACAAGAAAAUCACAUUGCAGAUAUGUUUUUGUCGGCUGCUAUUCGGUCUGCCGUUUCUCGUUCGGCGAGGCAGAUUCGGUACCUGCAUCAGACAGCAGUGCGUUCUGGAGGAGGUGGAGCACUGUUUGUGAUCAAAUGCUGUUAAUCCUUUGGAUUCAUCUCCCCAUGCACCAAUAUCCAGGUGUAAGCAUGUCAGUGUGAAGAUGUUUGUAAAUCUGCAUUACUAUAGACAAGCAUGCACAGAGACACUCCAGAGAACAACCCAGACACCCCAUUUGAAUUUACACCUGAAAACCUAACGAGAAUAGAAGCCAUCUUGUCUAAUUAUCCAGAGGGACAUAAGGCAGGGGCUACAAUCCCAGUGUUAGACCUGGCCCAGAGACAAAAUAAUGGAUGGCUGCCAAUCUCUGCAAUGAACAAGGUAGCUGAAGUACUGGAUAUGCCAUCCAUGAGGGUAUACGAAGUAGCCACAUUUUACACAAUGUUUAAUCGCCAUCCAGUGGGCAAGUACCACAUUCAGGUCUGCACAACCACACCAUGCAUGCUUUGCAACUCUGAUAGCAUCCUGGAAGCCAUCAAAAACAAACUGGGUAUUAAAGUUGGAGAAACAACACCUGACAAACUUUUUACCUUGGUCGAAGUGGAAUGCUUAGGUGCCUGUGUAAAUGCUCCUAUGGUACAAAUCAAUGACAACUAUUAUGAGGAUCUUAAACCUCAGGACAUUGAACAAAUUCUUGAUGAUCUGAAGGCAGGAAAAGUACCAUUACCUGGUCCAAGGAAUGGUCGUUUCUCCUGUGAACCGGCUGGCGGGCUGACUUCCCUGACAGAACCACCCACUGGGCCUGGCUUUGGAGUGCGACCAGACCUUUAACUGUUUUAAAGAUCUAUUUGAGAUGAAUAAUACACCUUUUAAAUGUGGGCUUGGACAUUAAUGGUGUAUCACAUGUCAAUGAAAGACUAAAGUGCAAACGUGCUGUCUGUGUAUAUAUUAAACACUUUUCCCCUAUGA
Acipenser ruthenus (sterlet) is the source of this 1135-nucleotide messenger RNA. RefSeq names its product NADH dehydrogenase [ubiquinone] flavoprotein 2, mitochondrial-like. The transcript has 9 exons. Bases 362 to 997 code for a protein of 211 amino acids. The record is from RefSeq and is a predicted model, not a curated record. NCBI's taxonomy places the organism in Eukaryota, Metazoa, Chordata, Actinopteri, Acipenseriformes, Acipenseridae. Gene Ontology annotation, molecular function: NADH dehydrogenase activity. Gene Ontology annotation, biological process: mitochondrial electron transport, NADH to ubiquinone.